AUGUGGGUCUUCUACCUGAUAGCGCUGCCGCUGACGGUGGGGAUGGUGGCGGCCACGCUGCGCUACUUCGCCGGCCCCGCCGUGCCGCUCCACGUCCUCGCCACCGUCGGCUACGCCUGGCUCUGCUCCCUCUCCUUCGUCAUCCUCGUCCCCACCGACAUCUACACGACAAUUACCGGCAACCAAAAGGGUGACGUCGGAUUCUUUUGGAGCUGGUCUUAUUGGAGCUCGUUUGUCCUAGCAUGGGCUAUCAUUCCUACCAUUAAAGGCUAUGAGGAUGCUGGAGAUUUCACAGUUAAAGAAAGGCUGAAAACCAGUAUCCGAGCGAACUUGCUCUAUUAUGAAAUUGUGGGAUCUAUCGGCUUUUUUGGAAUAGUUUUGAUUAUAAUCAUGCAUCAUGAUUGGGGUGGUGCUAUCUUGGGCUUUGCUAUGGCAUGCUCAAAUACCUUUGGACUAGUGACAGGUGCCUUUCUUCUUGGUUUUGGCUUGAGCGAAAUUCCAAAGGAUAUAUGGAGAAAUGCUGAUUGGACUCGCCGUCAAAAAAUUCUCUCUCACAUGGUUGCAAAGAUGACUGUAAAACUUGAUAAUGCUCGCCAAGAAUAUUGCAACGCAAUCACUGUUGUUCAAGCCACAUCAAAACAAAUGUCCAAGCGUGACCCACUAAGGCCUUUUAUGGAUAUUAUUGAUAAUAUGCUAGCUCAAAUGCUGAGAGAUGACCCACUGUUCAAGCUUUCUGGUGGAAACAAACUAGCAGAAAAUGAUAUGGAUUAUGAUACUGACGAGAAAACGAUGGCUGCACUUCGACGUCGACUUAGGAUAGCUCAUGAGGAGUACUGUAGGUGUAAAAGCAAAUAUACGACUUCUGUCAUGGAAGCCCUUGAACUGGAAGACACAGUGACAAAUUAUGAGCAACAUGAUGCAGACGGAUGGAAAUAUGUAUCAGAUUUAAGGGAAAGUCGAUCAGGCACACUAGGAUCCUUCCUUGACCAUAUAGAGUUCAUUUGGCGCUGUAUACUGUUAAACCGACUCCUGAAAGUUCUUUCUGUUCUCCUUGGUUGCAUCUCAGCUGCCAUAUUGUUGGCUGAGGCCACUUUGCUGCCAACUGGUGUCCAUUUGUCACUUUUUUCUGUUCUUAUAAAUGCUGCAGGAAAGCAAGAAAUUUUAGUCCAGGUUGUUGCAUUUGCUCCACUGAUGUACAUGUGCAUUUGCACAUAUUAUCCGCUCUUUAGGAUAGGGAUGAUGGUGGUCUAUUCACUGACUCCAGGACAAACUAGCUCUGUCAGCCUGCUUAUGAUCUGCUCAAUGGUUGCAAGAUACGCACCUGCUAUUUCUUACAACUUUCUGAACCUCGUUCAUCUUGGUGGUGAUGUUAGAACUACUUUUGAGAAGAGGAUGGGGAGCAUUGAUGAUGCAGUUCCUUUCUUUGGGAGAAACUUCAACAGAAUAUAUCCACUCAUUAUGGUUGUUUAUACUAUACUGGUCGCGGGCAAUUUCUUCGGCUAUCUGUUCGAAAUAUUUGGAAGCUGGAAAAGGUUCAAAUUCUGGACCGAGGAAGAAGAGGAUACAAACGGAUUUGAUCCAUCUGGAGUGAUGAUUCUGCAGAAAGAAAGAUCUUGGAUCGAGCAAGCGCGCAAACUCGGCGAGCAGGUCACUCCAUUGGCAAGAAACUUCAGUUCCGUUAGCGAAGACGUUGAAUCUGGAACCAUGCUACAGGGUGUAGAAAAGUUGGUGGUGAUAAAAGCAGCUCCACAUUCUCCCAAAAGGGAAGGAGGAGCCCAGUCAAAAUAUGGUGUCAACGCUGACCACAAAUACUCCUCCAUCACAGAACAGCCCAGCAGUCAAAAGUCAGUUAAACAAGUGAAAGAGGAAACCCGUUCCACUUCCACCUCUGUUCUGCUCGAAGCAGGGGACUCUGAAAACCCAUCUCCUCCUGUUAGUGUGGUGCCAGAUUUAUCAGCUGGAACCGCGUCGAGAUGGGCGUCGAUGAAGGCGGGGUUUCGGAGCUUCAAAUCGAGCAUGAGUGCCAAGAGGCUGCUUCCUUCGAGCCUGUCGCGCACGAGCUCGUCGACGUCGGACUCGCUGGACGAGAUCUUCCGGGGGUUGAAACGUCACUCGAGCAACCCACGGGCGGAUGUGGAGUACCUUGACGAGGAUGACAGCGCCCUCGAAACGGAUCGAGCGAUUCGAUGA
Molecule: messenger RNA, 2190 nt
Organism: Triticum turgidum subsp. durum (durum wheat)
Lineage: Eukaryota; Viridiplantae; Streptophyta; Magnoliopsida; Poales; Poaceae
Source: the annotation of a GenBank genome assembly